Lineus longissimus is the source of this 2904-nucleotide messenger RNA. Its product is annotated as corticotropin-releasing factor-binding protein-like. Gene Ontology annotation, biological process: negative regulation of corticotropin-releasing hormone receptor activity; hormone-mediated signaling pathway; negative regulation of corticotropin secretion. Bases 674 to 1603 code for a protein of 309 amino acids. The transcript has 7 exons. The record is from RefSeq and is a predicted model, not a curated record. Lineage: Eukaryota; Metazoa; Nemertea; Pilidiophora; Heteronemertea; Lineidae. Gene Ontology annotation, molecular function: corticotropin-releasing hormone binding.
CGUGGCAUAAGGCGGAGAAUUAGCGAAUAGGCCUGAGCAAACGACACCAACAUCUAUUCACAGGGGUCAGUGCACUCCCCAACUUCCGGAACUCUUACGGUGCAGCCAUUUUGAAUUGCUACUCCAUAAAUCAAUUAGUCCGCGUACGUGUAGAGGUUGAAACGACACAGACGAAACUUGACCGCAUUCGGGAAACAUCGGAGCCAACUUCGUCAAACAUCGUCAAAGUGUAGUCAACGCCGCGUGGUUUCGGAAGCUCAUUGAGGACAAUUCUACGUUGACACGAGGUAUUUGAUCACUUGACAGCGAAACGUUCCAGAGGUUGUGUUGUGCGGCGCGCCACUUGAAAACAGCACGCGCAGACGAUCGUCGAUCAUAAAUUCAGGACGUAGGUUGGAAAGGAUUUCAUUACGAGUCGCCGAUAUUGAUAUCCGGCGGCGUUCCGAGAUUAAUAAAGCAGGGCAGAUUAAGAGGUACCAAUUGAAAAGGCCGAUUCAUAGCUGACUAAUUAUCAUUUGUGGAUCGUCCUCGGAAAUAUUGAUAUAAACUUGGUGUCCGUUUCGGGUUCGGGUAUUCGUUUCAAGGAAUCUUAUCUGGAUACUGGGAGAAAAUAUUGGCUUUUUGAGAAGGAUAUUUUGAAUUUGGAUUUGGCAGGACGUUUUGAAGACUCAUUAUGAAGGCUGCUUUAUGCUUUUGUGUGCUGAUGACGGCGUUCUCGGCUGCUGUUGGAAAUCCUGCUAAGAAAUGGGGACUAUUUUCACGACAUUACAGAUCAGGAAGACCAACAGAAUUAGCAAGAUGCAUAGACCAAGUACAAGUGGAAGGAACAUAUAGAUAUAUCUCAACAGGGGAGUCCGACCCCGGUCUCUGCUCCAUUUACAUUCUAAGCCCUCCAGAUAAAAUCAUAGAGAUAGAUGUCCAGGAGAUGAACAUAGACUGCAAUGGCGGACUAAUAGGGUUAUUAGAUGGAUGGGAGUUAAACCAAGAAGUCUUUCCCGGCUGGUUGGACGGAUCCAAAUCAAGAGAAGAGCGGCUGAAGUUCUUCUGCGGAGAGUCAGGGCCAAGCAAACCAGUCGUGUCCAGUCAGAACUUGAUUAACAUUAAGCACAGGAUACCAAAUCUUGGGGAGGGGUUCACUUUUACUGUCAGGUUUAUUGAUAACCCAGAACCUUGUAACGUGCUCCUGAUGGAGCCCACGGGAGCCUACACCCUGCAGAACUUCGGCAAGGCCCGCAACUGCUCUGUAUCCAUACUCCACCCUGAGAAGGUGAACAUCCUCGGUGUCGACAUUGGGUCAACGAUUGACGGGAAGCACCACAAGAGCAUGGGUGUCCGUAGGCAGUGCAUGGAGAGUGGUGAGAGGGACUAUGCUGAGUUCCUGUUCGGGUCUGGCAUGCAGCCCGACUACAUGAGGCUGGGAGACAAUGAUAUGUGCGGUACAAAACACGAAGUUGGCUCACUCAUCCUGCUCCCUUGCGGCUACUCAGUGGUACGUCUGGUCUCCAGCGGUCAAUAUGUCAACUCCAUCAGUUUUCGGUUCGACAGAGUUACGGAUGAUGAGUUUGUCGAACUCGCCGCAAUGGGACACACCUUCCAGUGCUGAGCAGGUGAUUUCUUCCCGAAACGAAGACAAGUAGCAGAGAGAUUAUUUUACAUUUUUGACAGGUCACGUGAUAAGGCAACCAAUUCGGCAAUGCGAAGGCAACCAAUUAAGUUACAGAUGGAAAGAAUCACGAUGUGAUUGGACGUGUUGUACCGUGUUGACAAUUACAGGUGUAUCGGCAUGGUUCAGUACGCCGUGGAUUGGAGACUUGAGGCCAAAUGCGUGAUUUUUUAACAUUGACAACGGCCGUCGGCAUCAUGUCGGCCAAACUUCAGAGGACUAACCAAAUUCUGGAAUGGACUCGGCAGGCUUUUCAGAAAAGUUAAGACGUUUAGUUUGUGAUUAAGAACUCUCUGCAACAUUUUUGUGCCAGUUCAAUUUUAAUGUGGUGUUUUACUUUGAAAGAAAUUCGAAAAAUAUCGGAAAAAUCUCAUCAGUAUGGAAAGAAGACAGAGAAGAUUCGUGUUUUUCCGACUUUUUUUCGAUUAUAUUACAUCACGUGGUCAAGAAGUCAUAUUUACACACUCUUUGCGUUCGACAGUAGUUCAGUUAAAUAUGUAGACUGUGUGAUAGAGUCAGCAGUUCACUCGAAUUACCACUGCAGCCGAAUUCAAACUCAGACGCGUGACCUUUGGCGUUCGAACCAUGAUCACAACUUUGACGUCAACGCAAGCACUGUUUUUUUUCAUUGGCGUCUAUAGUUUGAUCACGCUUCGGACGCCGAUGGCCUUGCAUGGGAGGAUGAGUGCAGUUUCACUCGCCGGAAGAGUUAAGCUGCCUGGUCUGCGUUAUCUGACAAAGCCUGAUUCCUCUAAGCAGCAUCCUAGAGGUCACAGUCUAGGAGGAAUAUCAUCAGUUUUCGAACUCGGGAAUAUCGACCACUAAAAUGGAAAUACCUAUGCCGCUGGUCAGAGGUGUUCGUGUAGAGUCCCAGGAAUAUGAUGUCAUUACACGGUCAAAUCUAAUAGGUAUGGCUAAGGGGAUCAGAACGAAUUCAAAAUUCACUGCAUCUCGGUGUGUUUAGUGAACUGGUGAGGUAGUGACCUUCUGAGAGAAACGGACAUUGACAAGCUGAGAAAACUAUGGUCACGUGGUCUCUUUCUAGGCUAAUUAGUAAUCCAUAAUCGUUAUUUACAAAAGUUGUGAAACUCCUUUGUAUCCUCAGUGUAAAAGUUUGGUGCGAAAGCUGAAUAUGGUUAGUCGAUCACAUUAAAUCGGAUAUUUUAUUCUGAUACAGCCUGUGUUCGAAGCAGUGCCGACGUUGAAAUGAAUAAAGCCUUUUCACGAUUAUAAAAGUGUUC